Molecule: messenger RNA, 1035 nt
Organism: Racocetra persica
Lineage: Eukaryota; Fungi; Glomeromycota; Glomeromycetes; Diversisporales; Gigasporaceae
Source: the annotation of a GenBank genome assembly
AUGUUACUACCAAAAUACUUUGUGAUUUCUAUAUUAUUGAAUUUGAUAUUCGAAAAUUUGGCGAAAGCAGACGAGAUGCAUCCUGACCUUUAUGAGAGUGAUGCGGCUGGAUUCCUAAGCGUGAUAAUUAUUCAAAUGACCUGCAUAUUCCUCUCCGUAAUUGGAAUACUUUACGUGUUUAGUAGAAUCUAUCAUAGGUGGAUGUAUACUCGUAAAUCUUUGCCAAUGUCCCUUAGAAUUCCCUUUUAUUUGGGUAUAUUUGACGUUCUUAUUAUGGGUUUUGAGAUUCCUGUCGCUAUAUAUGUUGCAACAUAUCGCACCACUUUACCUGAAAUUACUUGUAGAGGCAUAGUCUUUGCAGCAGGAGCUUUUACAAUUUUUCACAGAACAUUUGUUGCUUCUGUUUCAGUUGUUACUUAUCUUAGAGUAUGUUGGAACAAACAUGUAGAUACUGGUAGAUAUGAUUGGAAAUUACUUUUACCUAUUUCUAUCCCUUCUAUUGUUAUGUUUGCUCUUGGUUGGGACGCUUUGGUGCUCUUUAUAUGUUUAUUCUGUUAUCUCAAAAUCAUUUUUACCAUACAUGUUGUUAAAAAACAACAAUCAACAAUUAGUAAUUAUACGGUUAAUAAAAAGAUUACUACUUUAAAUGAGAUCGAAAUUAAAGUCAUUAAAAAGAUUUUGGGUUAUGUACUUGUGUUUAUAUUACAAUGGUUUCCAACAGUACCAUAUGAAUUAUGGCAACUUCAUGGUGAACCUCCUACUUGGAGUUAUUGCAUGGUUGCUGUGGGACUUAAUAUGGGUGGCAUUGGAAAUGCAAUAUUUUAUGUAAUAAAUGAAGGUUGGAAUUGUAAUGCUAUUAAAAAUGAGAUUUCUUCUGGCAAAAGCACUGAUGAUAUUGAAUCUAAUUCGGAUGAUGAAAGUGGUCAUAUUAGAAUUUCCCCUUCGGUAUUAAUUGAUAAUCAAGAUAUUAAAAAUAGUAAAAAUAGUAAAAUUCAGAAUUAUUCUAAUAAUAAUUCCUCUAAUAUUGAUAAGUGA